Lentinula edodes (shiitake mushroom) is the source of this 1938-nucleotide messenger RNA. Its product is annotated as succinate dehydrogenase. Gene Ontology annotation, biological process: tricarboxylic acid cycle; mitochondrial electron transport, succinate to ubiquinone. The record is from RefSeq and is a predicted model, not a curated record. The coding region runs from base 1 to 1938 and encodes 645 amino acids. NCBI's taxonomy places the organism in Eukaryota, Fungi, Basidiomycota, Agaricomycetes, Agaricales, Omphalotaceae. Gene Ontology annotation, molecular function: flavin adenine dinucleotide binding; electron transfer activity; succinate dehydrogenase (quinone) activity. The transcript has 14 exons.
AUGAGGAUAUUCCGCAAGGCUCUCCCAUACAUUGUUUUUCCUUCGACCUCUUUCUCGCGGCGUCCGUCCUAUCGUUCAGCACCAUUACAGAGAGUGUUCUCUACAAAUUCUGUCAAGGGUGAAGUUCAGUCAUGUUCCACGAAAUACCCUCUAAUUGAACACGAAUUCGAUGCUAUUGUCAUCGGCGCAGGAGGCGCAGGUUUGCGAGCAGCAUUCGGUUUGGCAAAAGCUGGAUUUAACACCGCCUGUAUCACCAAACUCUUCCCUACCAGAAGUCACACUGUUGCUGCCCAGGGAGGAAUCAAUGCUGCACUUGGGAAUAUGACUGAGGAUGAUUGGAGAUGGCAUAUGUAUGAUACGGUCAAAGGAUCCGACUGGCUAGGAGAUCAGGACGCUGUUCAUUAUAUGUGUCGCGAGGCACCACAGACAGUUCUUGAGCUGGAACAUUACGGCGUACCCUUUUCUCGUACAAAAGAAGGUAAAAUCUAUCAACGAGCACUCGGUGGACAGUCCUUGAAGUACGGCAAGGGGGGACAGGCCUUUCGAUGUGCUGCUGCUGCUGACCGCACUGGGCAUGCCAUUCUACACACGCUUUAUGGUCAAGCUCUUCGUCAGAAUACAAACUUCUUUAUUGAAUAUUUCGCAUUGGACCUCAUCAUGCUGGAUGGAGAAUGUGUUGGAGUCAUAGCGUUCAACAUGGAGGAUGGUACUUUCCAUAGAUUUAGAGCUCAUAAAACUGUCCUAGCGACUGGAGGCUACGGGCGUGCUUAUUUUAGCUGUACUAGUGCUCAUACCUGCUCAGGGGACGGGAAUGCUAUGGUGUCCCGUGCUGGAUUGCCGUUACAAGAUCUUGAAUUUGUACAAUUCCACCCUACUGGUAUCUACGGAGCUGGUUGUCUGAUUAGUGAAGGAUGUAGAGGAGAGGGAGGCUAUUUACUCAAUGGCGAAGGCGAGCGAUUCAUGGAACGCUAUGCCCCGACAGCUAAAGAUCUCGCCUCUCGCGAUGUUGUAUCCCGUACACAGGCUAUGACUAUCGAAAUCCGAGAAGGCCGGGGUGCCGGGCCCGAUAAGGAUCAUAUAUACCUCCAGCUCAGUCACCUCCCUCCUGAAAUCCUUAAUGAACGCCUUCCCGGUAUCUCUGAGACUGCAGCAAUCUUUUCUGGGAUUGAUGUCACAAAAGAACCCAUCCCUGUGUUACCUACGGUCCACUAUAAUAUGGGUGGUAUUCCUACAAAAUUCACAGGGGAAGUUAUCACUAUCGACAAGGAAGGCAAAGACGAGGUGGUACCAGGACUGUAUGCUGCUGGUGAGGCUGCAUGUGUCUCUGUACAUGGAGCUAAUCGCCUGGGAGCCAAUUCUCUUCUUGACAUUGUUGUAUUUGGUCGAGCAUGUGCUCGACAUAUUACGGAAACAUUGAGCCCUGGUAAACCCCACAAGGACAUUCCUCAGGAAGCAGGUUUAGAAAGUAUCAAUUUUCUGGACAAGAUCAGGACCUCUUCUGGAACUGAGUCAUCUGCCAACAUCCGUUUAGAUAUGCAAAAAGUCAUGCAAUCGGAUGCCGCUGUUUUUAGGACACAAAACUUCUUAGAAGAGGGUGUCCUGAAGAUGCAACAGAUCUACCGUCAGUUUGAACAUAUUGGCAUAAAGGAUCGCAGUAUGAUAUGGAACUCAAACCUCAUUGAAACUCUCGAGCUCAACAAUCUCUUGCAAUGUGCUAUCCAGACCAUCACUUCCGCUGCAGCUCGGCAAGAAUCUCGUGGAGCACACUCCCGUGAAGAUUAUCCCAAUCGUAAUGACGAUGAAUGGAUGAAGCAUACCUUGUCCUUCCAAAAAGAUAUUAAUAUGCUGUCUAUUGAACUCAAAUAUCGCAAGGUCAUCGAUCACACCCUGGAUGAAAAAGAGUGUCAAGCAAUUCCUCCAAUUCCGCGUAUGUAUUAA